Oppiella nova is the source of this 707-nucleotide messenger RNA. Lineage: Eukaryota; Metazoa; Arthropoda; Arachnida; Sarcoptiformes; Oppiidae. The record is from the annotation of a GenBank genome assembly.
AGACUGGUUUAGGAUUUGGUUCAGUGGUGUUGACAAAGAAGGGCAUUCACGUGGACAGGGAUGUGACAAUUGACGGCACUUUAUAUGCCAAACAAAUUAAAACGAUGGACACGAAGCAGAGCCUCACUUUUGAUUCACUCACCGACGAGAAGAUUGUAUUGAAAAACAGCGACAUUUGGGAAAAUAGUCUAUCAUUAGGAGAUGGGAAACUGGAGGUGCAGUCAAAUAACUUCCAGAUCCGAUCGACAGAUCCAGAUAUUGACGAUAACACGGAUGACAUACUGUUUAACGUAGAGCCGGGAGAGAUCACCCUUCAGGCCAAAGAUUUCGUGCAGCCCUCCCUCGGCGGACACAAUAUCAACACAUCGCUGGAAACCAAUUCAAUUCGCGGUCAUCUCUAUCACGACUUGAGGUAUAGCCUCACUUUUGAUUCACUCACCGACGAGAAGAUUGUAUUGAAAAACAGCGACAUUUGGGAAAAUAGUCUAUCAUUAGGAGAUGGGAAACUGGAGGUGCAGUCAAAUAACUUCCAGAUCCGAUCGACAGAUCCAGAUAUUGACGACAACACGGAUGACAUACUGUUUAACGUAGAGCCGGGAGAGAUCACCCUUCAGGCCAAAGAUUUCUUGCAGCCCUCCCUCGGCGGACACAAUAUCAACACAUCGCUGGAAACCAAUUCAAUUCGCGGUCAUCUCUAUCACGACUUG